GAGCAGAGGAAAUGAUUUUUCCUAUGAAAUGAGUCUCGAUCUGGUGUCCGUGUUGAGCCUGAAGCAGGAGGGAAGUGGGCAGUCUUGGGUUCCCGUGGGCUAGGAAGGGAAGAGGGGAAAUUGUGGUGUGUAGUUUGGUGGUUCGGUGGCUCAGACGGUUUCGGGGUUCCUUCAUUGUGCCAGCCUUGUGUGAGCCACUGGGUUUGGACACAGAGGUGCAUCUUCAGCUGGCCAGAGAGGAGCGGCAGGGGUGCAGCUCUGUUGGGCCACAGUAGUGGGCAGCGAGCUCCUGCUGGUGAGGAAAUCUCGGUCCCCGGCAGCCGCCGCUGCCCCUUUGAUGUUUUGGUACGCCGUGCGCAUGCGCUCCACAUUAGAAUUACUGCACUGGGCAGACUAAGUUGGAUCUCCUCUCUUCAGUGAAUCCCUCAAUCCCACCAAAAACUAAAGGGAUGUGGAGAGUCCGGAAAAGGGGCUACUUUGGGAUUUGGUCAUUUCCCUUAAUAAUCGCCGCUGUCUGUGCUCAGAGUGUCAAUGACCCUAGUAAUAUGUCGCUGGUUAAAGAGACGGUGGACAGACUGUUGAAAGGCUAUGACAUUCGUCUGAGACCAGAUUUCGGAGGUCCCCCUGUGGCAGUAGGAAUGAACAUUGAUAUCGCCAGCAUCGAUAUGGUUUCUGAAGUCAAUAUGGACUACACCUUGACCAUGUAUUUCCAGCAAGCCUGGAGAGAUAAGAGACUGUCCUACAAUGUAAUCCCUUUAAACUUGACUUUGGACAAUCGAGUGGCAGACCAGCUCUGGGUGCCUGACACCUACUUCCUGAAUGAUAAGAAGUCAUUUGUACAUGGAGUGACUGUCAAAAACCGUAUGAUUCGACUGCAUCCAGAUGGUACUGUCCUGUAUGGCCUCAGAAUCACAACUACAGCUGCCUGCAUGAUGGACCUAAGGCGGUAUCCACUGGAUGAACAAAACUGCACGUUGGAGAUCGAAAGCUAUGGCUAUACAACUGAUGACAUUGAGUUUUACUGGCGUGGCGAUGACAAUGCAGUCACGGGAGUGACAAAGAUUGAGCUUCCUCAGUUCUCCAUUGUAGAUUAUAAACUCAUCACCAAGAAAGUUGUUUUCUCCACAGGUUCUUAUCCCAGAUUGUCCCUAAGCUUUAAGCUGAAAAGAAACAUUGGCUACUUCAUCCUGCAGACAUACAUGCCAUCCAUUCUGAUUACCAUCCUCUCCUGGGUCUCCUUUUGGAUCAACUAUGAUGCUUCUGCUGCACGGGUUGCAUUAGGAAUUACAACUGUCCUGACGAUGACCACAAUCAAUACCCAUCUCCGGGAGACUCUCCCUAAAAUUCCCUAUGUAAAAGCCAUUGACAUGUACCUAAUGGGGUGCUUUGUCUUUGUCUUUAUGGCCCUUCUGGAAUAUGCUUUGGUCAACUACAUCUUCUUUGGGAGAGGACCCCAGCGCCAAAAGAAAGCAGCUGAGAAAGCUGCUAAUGCCAACAACGAGAAGAUGCGCCUGGAUGUCAACAAGAUUUUUUAUAAAGAUAUUAAACAAAAUAGGACCCAGUAUCAAUCCUUGUGGGACCCUACUAGAUGGACUACCUACUAUCAUUUCUCUCUGUAUAUGAUGGACCCACAUGAGAACAUCUUACUCAGCACUCUUGAGAUAAAAAAUGAGAUGGCCACAUCAGAAGCAGUAAUGGGACUUGGAGACCCCAGGAGCACAAUGCUUGCCUAUGAUGCCUCCAGCAUCCAGUAUCGGAAAGCUGGGUUGCCUAGGCAUAGUUUUGGCCGCAACGCCCUGGAACGACAUGUGGCACAAAAGAAAAGUCGCCUGAGGAGACGUGCCUCCCAACUGAAAAUCACCAUCCCCGACUUGACUGAUGUGAACGCCAUUGAUCGGUGGUCCCGCAUUUUCUUCCCUGUGGUGUUUUCCUUCUUCAACAUCGUCUAUUGGCUUUACUAUGUGAACUAAACUCCAGCCUCCCAUGAGAAGCAAGGACUAGAUUCCUCUUCAAACAGUUGUACAGCUUGAUGCCUGAUGUAGGACUUGGAAAACACAUCAAUCCAGGACAAAAGCGAUGUUAAAAUACCUUAGUUGCUGGCCUAUCCUGUGGUCCAUUUCAUAACAUUUGGGUUGCUUCUACUAAGUAAUGACUACACUAAGGUCCUCGUGGUUUUCCAGUUACAAUGCAAGUGAUUUGUACACAUGCCGGCAAGAUCUUUGUCAGUUUUAGGACACAGCCUACUCAGAGGGUUAAUUACCUAGAUUCUAGAAGACACUGGAAAGCUCAAUGGCAUGGGCAGUCAAGUCUCUGAAACAGUCAUUUCCAAAUGCUCUCCAUCGUUGUUCCUAAGGUUGGCACGCAGUUGGGACAGCACUGUGCUUAUAAAACAUUAUCCGCAAUAAUGCAAACAUGCUACUUCAAUAUGGGCUUUGAGGUCUAAGCCAGAUGAUGAUGAUGGUGGUGAUGAUGAUGAUGGUGGUGGUGGUGGUGGUGAUGAUGAUGAUGAUGAUGAUGAUGACAUCAUAGAGUGGUGAUUCUCAAAGGUCUCAUACAUUUGUAUGCAUUUUGAGCACAAUCAAAAUAGGGAGGUGGUACAAAGCUUCAAAGAAGAGACUCGGGAAUCCAAUUGGUCUGGCCUACAGCAAAGCAGCUGGCAUAUUUUUCAAGCGGGUCUUAGGGAACAGAAGACUUCUGAGCAGACCGUGUGCAGCGGCCAAAGGUUACACUUUGCCAAAAAGCUGUUUCCUAGGUGGUCAAAAUAAAAGCUAGCAGCACAGAGCAGGGUCAAAAGUCCAGAAAAUACCAUGGUUAAGAGAGAGUAAAACAACCAAGUGUGACCCUUAUCAUUGCAACACAGCAUCUGGUCUGACACACAGCCCUGAGCAGCAAAGCAUAGAAUGAGACAGAUUGAUGUGCCCAUGUCGUGAGCUUAGCACAUUUAAGGAGGAUUUUUAAAAAUCAUUUAUCUCAUCAAAAAAGUAGCUAUCAAAUAGAAAAGUGGAGGGAAUUAGAAGUCUCUUGAUAGCUUAUAUUGAGAAUCAUUCUAACAGACAAAUACAGAGCAGAGAUGAGCAAGCAGGUCAUUUUUCCUCAGUGUCAGUUGCCCUUACAUUGUCCUCCUACAGGUUUAUUUCGGACUCGAAUACGGUAUUUUUACAAGGAGAAUUUGCUCUUUGCCCUAAAGGAUUAGUCGCCCUCUUCAGAUUUUCUUGCUUUCAGUAUAUCUCAUUUUACACUUAGGAGACAGCCCCGGAGAGACUUUGCUGAGACCUUGUGACCUGGGUUUUCUUUUGUAUUCUCCAAGGCUUGCGUUACGGAGUCUGGGAGUCUGUGGGGUUGGGUCAUUUAAAGGGUGCUCACAUUGUGUAUAUUGCAAUCUACUUAAUCAAGCAAACCACGAAAAACAGUGGACACUGGGAUUAGAACAAAACCGUGGUGAGUGAGUGUUGCACUCCCAGCUCAUGGUACAGAAGCGUAGAUAACCGCCAAGCAGGCUGGUAUGAGGAUUGUUUUUAUACUGCUUCUCAAAUUGUGUCAUUGUGCAUCUUUCUAUAUUGGGCCUACAGAUUCUUUACAGAAAAGAGAACAGGGUAAUAUAUUUUAUUUUUUGUCAACGGGGAUGGGGUGUUUAUUUGGCCUUUACCUAUAGAAAAUACUAAAUUACUAUGUUUUCUAUACAUUUGACUCUGAUUGACCUUAACCUCAGAGGAUGACUUUGCUACUUCUAUUUUUUAAAAACAAUCAAAAAAAUAUAUAUCUGACUUCAGAGUAGGGUCCCCAGUUAAGUGUAUAGGAGUCAAGGCUAGUAUCAUUUACAGAUGAAUCUUUCCAUCAUGGCUCAAAAACCUAGGAGAGUAAGCAUUACUGUGUGCUUCUAUUCUGAUAAAGAGAAAACAAGAAAAAGAAAUGAAAAUUCAUCAUUAAUUUUCUAAAUUUUAACAAAGAUAGGAUAGUAGGUUUUUGUGGGUUUUUUUGUCAUUGUUGUUGUUGUUUGUUUGUUUGUUUUUCCCAAUCAGUGUUGGGGGUGCCUGACUCCUGUGUUUUAACUAUGUACCUAAUACUUUUGAAUUUGAGUUACAGGACUACAGACAUGACUAAGGAUGUUCACAUGUGCUCAGAGUAAAGAUUUUUCGAGUUUCUCCAGGGCUUUCUCCUACAAAAUCAUUAUUUUAGGGGGGGUUCACAGUAAUAAAAGUGCCUAUCCCUUGUCAUCAGGGGUGAAGUCUGAGUAGAAACCCACAGGAAGAAGCAUAACCUUAUUCUCAGGGGCACACCUGUGACAUGCCAUUCUGAAAAGAUUUUUCUAAAGACAAUUCAGAGCCUAAGUCUAGGCUCCCAUUUGCAAUCUCCAUAAAAGCCAUAACAAAACCCUUGAUAUUGUAAUUUGUGAUUAUAACAAAACCUUAGCUGUCCAGGGAAGUCAACCACAUAAUUUAGAUCAAAGAUGGAGAGAAGCAGCCUCACAGGGUGGGUUUCACAGGCUCAUGAUCAGCAAACAGAUUUCUGGUCUAACUAAUGCAGAGAAAAGACGGGACCUUGUGACCAAUGCCCUAGAGUGAAAACAUAUAUUGACAUUCAAUAUACAUGUAGGUAGAGAACACUGACUCCUCCCGUCCAGGAAUAGCAGUCCAUGUAGAAUUUAUUUUUAAGCUACAUAUUUAGUUGAAUUAGAAUGUAGGAAAGGGUGCUAGGUCUGCUGAAUCUGGGAAAACCAAUUAGUUUAUUACCCAGUAAUUAAACUAAUGGACCACCAAGGUGUAUUUUGGCAAUCUUGAAAUGGUAUUACUAUCCGUUUAUACAUAUGUAUAGUUUUUUCUUUUGAUUAUACAAUAGUCAGAUAGCCAGCAAUUAAGGUGUUUUUUCAUCUUUGAGAAAUUAGUGGGCAAAUUCUGACUCUCAAAUGCACAGUCUAAACAAAAUCUCUGAUCUCAAUCUGUAUAUAUAUAUAUUGUACAUGACUGCUUGUAGGUAUGAAAUGCACCUCCGAAUUGAAAUUUCAUGCAGCAUACUCAUGUGUUUGCAUAGGAAUGUUACAAUUAUUUCUACUGCAAUUUAACAACAAAGGAUAGGACUCAAGCAGUGCCAUCUAGUCCUUCUCUCUCUUCACUUCAACAAGAGCAGUGCUAAGUAAAGUAAUAAAAACAACAGUAAUAAUACUGAUUUAAAAAAAAAACCAAAAGAUGCUACAUUCUAGGAUUAGGACCACACAGAAGUGUCAGCUUACAAAAGCACAAGACAUCACAAAAGUGCAGUGGAAUUUCUAACGGAGAAAUAAAUCACAGGUAUUUUAAGCAAGACCUGCUUUAAAUCGGCAACUAUGACCAAUUCCGUUUUCUGUAGGUCACUGUGUUUGAGUCUUAUAGCUAACUUCAUGGUCAACAACAAAACCCGAAAACAUCAACACGGACAGGUCUUAUAGCAUAUCUACAUGUGUAUAGUGUAUAUAGAGAUCCAUGUAAACAUACAUGCAUAUGUAUGCAUUCAUUCAUACGUCAGAAACAAAAGGAAUAAGCUAAUGAGUUAUUUCCUUCAUUGAGCCUGUAUAUGACUAAUUUUUUUUAAAAUUUGGCAACCAACGGUCACCAUUCUGAAAUAAGUAAUACAGGGUACUGAACAUCUCUCUCAGCAAAUCAAUGCCUACAGUUCUAAGAACAUUGCACAGUUUGACACUACAAUAGUACUGUACCUCAAAUUAUGAGAUGUUAACUAGUUUCUGCAUUGCUUGUCAAAUGUCCAUCUGCUCUCUUUUAAAGGACACAUAUAACACUGUCCAUUGGUGAUUUAAAAUUUAAAAAAUAAAAUUAAGAAAAUGGGGGAAAAGAUCCUCUGGAGAGGAGUGAAAAAAAAUAACCCUUCACCAUGAUGGUUAGGGGAAAUUUACAACUGUAGUAAUUAUGCCAUUUUGCUAAGUGUACAGAAUCUGUUAUGUAAGCAACCAUAACUUUCACUGAGCGUGUGUAAAUAUUUAAACAGAUUUCUUAAAUAUUUUUAACUUCUAAUUUGUAUUUUACAGUAAGGCAAUGUACUAAUUCUGUUUAUGGCUUACAUUGAUGUGCUACAUUAUGUACAUAAUUAAAUAUGCUGUAAAUUAUUAGUCAACAGAUACAAAUAAUUGCUUAGGGUUUUUGUCUUAAUUUUAUCUAUUUAUUUUUCACUCAGUGUGUUUACUGCAGUGCCCCAACAGAGUAAUUUAAACACCCUUUUGCAUAAAUGAUUUGGGAAUCCCAGCCAGAAGGGUUUCCACUGCUGUUUCUCACAUACAGGUAUGAGUACACACACACACACACACACACACACACACACACACACACACAUACACCAUCUUCUACUCCCUGCUUUUCACCCCCAUUUGAUCCCUCUCAGUGGGAAAUGUAGCCUUGUUUUGGCAUCACAUUAACAAAAAGGGAUGCUUUUAAAAAGUUAAAUGGAAAAAAAGGAGACUUGGUUAGGGUCGAUUUAACUUUUUUCUAUGCUAGAGUAAAAGAAGCCAAAGUUUGCAAAGUAUAGCUAGGCCCCCAAAACUAGAUGUUUAUAGCAGCACUGCAGACAACAAAAAUUAUUCAUACCAGCUCCAGAAUUUGUUAUAUGUGAUGCAUGCUAGAAGAUUUUUUUUAAUAUAUACUAGCAUUUGUCUUUAGAUAGUAUUAUUCCUUUCAACCAAAGACUCCAGAAUUAUUUUUCAAAAGCAAACGAAUAAAAAAGUGAAAGAAAGAAAGGAAAUGGAAAAAAAGGUCACUGCUUCACACCAAAGUUUAAAUAAUUUUUCCAAAUGCAGUAGGGAGAUGGUUUUUAAAAAAAAUAGAAAGGAGUCAAUAGAGAGUAAAUUCAGAAGUUUCCCUGAGCAAAUUAUUGUCUGUGUGUUUGUUUGCGUUUUUAAGUUGGAAAAAAAAAAAAAGCUGUACCCUUAAAUAGCUCUAGUUUGGGAAAUUCAUUGAGAACAUUUCUCUAGAUAUGUGCAAUAUUUAGACAUCAAUUUUUAACUUGAUUUAGGAAGUAUGUUUGUGAUAAACAUCCAAAACGAUGAAAAACAAAAUUUUAUUUUGAGUUCUAAAGCGAAAUGCCACUCCCUGUUAGAUCCCCUCCAUCUGACGCCAUACCCCUGUCACUCACCAUUUGAAUCAAGUCAGCAUUUCCAUCAGUUUGUCCCAUUUUAUGUUUUGGUUCAGUGAUUACGAGUCCACACACAUUCGUUUUAGACACAAUCCACGCAAAUGAAGCUACCUAUAAUUUAAAUUCCAUGCCACUUACAAUUUUUCUUUGCAUGGGUGUUUAAAUAGUUCUGUUAUGGAAUUGUUCCUGCGUAGUUCUGAACUGUCCUUUUAUAAGAAGUGAUGGUCCCGUGUCUUCACAACGUAGUGAUUAUCAGCCUUACAAUGACCUUGUAGCCUUUCUGAACACACACAUCCUGCUCACUCCCCAACAGCUAGAAAAAUGCAAAGCACUAGCGGGACUCACUGCAUCCGUUUUCACGUCUUUCUAACAUCAGGACUUCUAAAAUCUCUGGGAUACACGCGGUAGUCAAAUUCAAAAGAGGAUUAUCAAUGAAUAGCACAUAAGAAUUAUUUUCAUGAAUUUCAACUAAUUGCAGCCAGUUUCAGCAUGUAAAUAUAUACUAAUGUUGGCUAGUGUGUAAUUCUUGAGCUAAGAAAUAUAAAUAAAAAUUAAAAGUUC
Messenger RNA from Rattus norvegicus (Norway rat), 7674 nucleotides. Lineage: Eukaryota; Metazoa; Chordata; Mammalia; Rodentia; Muridae. The record is from RefSeq and is a predicted model, not a curated record.